Ostrinia nubilalis (European corn borer) is the source of this 2231-nucleotide messenger RNA. Its product is annotated as transcription termination factor 5, mitochondrial-like. The transcript is spliced from 8 exons. The record is from RefSeq and is a predicted model, not a curated record. Lineage: Eukaryota; Metazoa; Arthropoda; Insecta; Lepidoptera; Crambidae. Bases 100 to 1701 code for a protein of 533 amino acids.
UUUCGUAGGUUAUGUUUUUGUUAUUGUGCGCUUGUUCCUUAAAAUAAAACGAAAUUUAUAGCCUUCUGAUAAAUUAAAUGAGUUGAUAAAGAAAUUAAUAUGUGGUGCAACAGACGAAUUUUCAGGUCUUUAAGACCUUGUCAAAUCAAAUAUAGUUUCUUUAAUUUUUCUUAUCAUAAAUGUUAUCACAAAAUGCCCUUUCUAGAUUUUUAUGAAAAAACCACAGGUCAAAGUAUAUCAGAGCAUGAACUUCCAUUUUUAACGAAAAAGCAUCCCAAUAUUGAAAGCUUGACACAUGAUGGUUUGCAAUACACUCUACAAAUAUUGGGAAAGUUUGGUAUCACUCCUUCGGAUGCUUGUGCAAACAUUCAUCUAUUUUCUAUGAACCCAAUAUCAGUGGAUAACUACGGGGAAAUCCUUAAAGAAUGUGGCUUUGUGAAUAUUGAACCAAAACACAUAAUAAGAUAUCACACAAUAGUUAGGUCAAGGACGAUUAGUGAGCUGAAAAAACAAGGCCUUAUGAAUAAGAAUUUUAGCUUAGAACAAGCUCUAUUGGACUGCUUCCAGGAAUGGCCAUCAAACUGCAAGACAUUACAGAACUUUUCUGACUACAACACUUCUAUUUUGGCAGUUCGUAUGGGUGUGCUAGAAAAAUAUUUACACUGGAGAUUAAAGGCAACACCUGAAGAUUUCCAAAAGUACUGCAAAAACUACUUGCCUUUAAAGCAUAAACCAAUGUCAGAUAUCAAAGAAGCUCUAAACUUAGCACAGAAUGAAAUUAAAUUUGACGUAGAAUUGAUAAGGAGAAAUGGUUUUGUUAUAUCUACAGACCCAAUAAGGACAAAGUUGAUAUUAGAAAAUGUUGACACUUUAGCCGGCAUGGAUAUCAGAGAAGCCAUUCGAGUAGAACCAGGCUUACUGAAAAAUAACCACAUUGCCCUCCUAGAAGUAAAAAGUUUAUUAGAAGAAUAUGAAAUAUCAACCGAAGCACAGCAAAGGUGUCUCCGAGUGUUUUGCAUGCGUGCACAAACAGUCAAAGAACGCUUGGAUGAAUUAAGGCAAUUAAAAGAGUAUCAACUGCUGGCAUCAAACCCCAGAAUUUUAACGUUAGUAGUUCACAAAAGAAAAAUGAUGUCACGUCUUACUAGAAUACAAGCAGCAAAGAAGCAAUGUUACAGUUUGAAUAACCUUGUUUCAUCCAGUAAAGUGUUCAACAAUUUCAUAAGCGGCUUCGGCAACAAAGUCUGCGGGCGCGACAUCGCCAUACUUAUAAGUUCAGCUGUCCACGGAAACUCCAAGAUGACAACCAACGAAGCAAUCAGGGACGUGGCCCAAAGACUGAAAAGACACAAGUACUGGCUACACGCAGCCCUGAGCGUUGUCGACGAAAACUUGCGAUUUCUCAAGACGAAAUUCAACAACGAUAUCAUACUCAAUCACUGUCAAAUACUUCUGUAUCCUAUCUCCGAAAUAGAAUAUUACCUGGACCACUUUCUUAAGAUUCGAAACGGCGAUAUCAAGAUACAAGAUUACUCCAAAAUCCAACUGGAUGCUACAUAUAACAGCCUCAAGCCUGGCGAACUCACAGACAGUCAAAUUCUGAGUUUAGUUUUAUACGAAAUGGAGAAGAAAUACCAUUUUAGCGGCGAUGGCAUUUGGGCCCGACAGGAAGGCGGCAAAGCCGAGUCGCAGAGAAUCUGACAACAGUUACGUCGAGUGGUAUGUGAGUAACUUGAUUGUUUAUUCAUUACUCUCGAUGUACCUUAAAAUAUUAUAAUAAACAUGUACGCACACGUUGCACUCACAGUUCGCAAGUGUUGUUAAGAAAUCAAGUUUUUGUGUCAAAAAUUUUGUGGCAACAAAGAUGACAACAAACUAUGAGCAUUCACGUGUAAUGUAAUAAUGCAAGUUAUGCAAGAUGCGUACCAAAACAUGAACUAAUUCAAUUAAAAAAAAACUCCUUACCUCAGUUUAACACAGUUAAGCACCUGCGAUUGAACUGAUUUACUAAUUUAUACUAUCCACCGAUUCGUAAUUUCCAGGUUGAAUAUUUUAACUACAAAAAUUUUAUAAAUGGAAAUUCAAUUUGUAAAUAAAAUACUGCAACGUUUUUUAAAUAGCGAAUGGUAAAAUGUAAAUUACUAUAAAUAUAACUAAAGUAUUAACUUAAAUAAGGAUAUUAUUUUUGUAAUGUUAUGUUUUGAUGAUAAUAAAUAAAAGUCCUGAAGUAA